AUGUACCUUCCGCCAAACGGCGAAGGUGACCGCUACGAUUACAUCUCCGACUAUGAGUGUAUUUUCAAGCAUCCCGUGAGUCACGCGGGUAAUAAACAAGAGCAUUGGAAGAAAUUACAAGACGCCAAAACUCGACUUGGGGGAACAACCAUGCAAAUAAGAGAACUUGCCCACUUUACAAACCCAGAAGCUGCCGAUCAGAUCGUUAGUGAUCAUGGCUUCAGAGCGGGGCUGAAGAAGAUCGACAAAGACGAAAACGAUGAUGACAUCAUCGCAAACCUCUCGUGGUGGAGUCCCAUAUUUACAGAGGACGAGAGAAAGAACGUGCGCGAGCAUCUUGCAGAAGUGAUAAAACCUUUCACUGAAGAAAGGGAGGAUGACCUCGAUGCUUUGAAGAACCAAUUCGCGACUUCUGAUGCUUUCCAGCCCAAUCCGUUGCGUUAUGGAAACCACUUAUUUCAGUAUGAAAUAAACGAGUUGUGUGACCAUUACAGUCAACUUAACUUAUCGAUGGCGAGCCGCGUUACAAAAUAUUGGGAACGUUUGGUUACAAGCAGGAGGUUAACUAGGUUAAGCAUUCUGUUCUGGUAUGUAGCGAAACAGAUAGCGCCGGGAAGUUUGAAUGCUACCCCGAUGUUUUAUUCCCAAUGGAAGAUUUCUACAGUGAAGCUGUCAUAA
Molecule: messenger RNA, 678 nt
Organism: Porites evermanni
Lineage: Eukaryota; Metazoa; Cnidaria; Anthozoa; Scleractinia; Poritidae
Source: the annotation of a GenBank genome assembly